Zea mays is the source of this 1349-nucleotide messenger RNA. Lineage: Eukaryota; Viridiplantae; Streptophyta; Magnoliopsida; Poales; Poaceae. The record is from RefSeq and is a predicted model, not a curated record.
UGGGAGUUGGGAGUGACACCGCGGCACCUCCACUGCAGUAGUCUUGUUGCCGGCGGCGGCGGCGGCGGCGGCGCGGAGAAAUUCGGCGAACGAUGGCGGACUCCGGAAGCCUGAGGAAGCGGGAGGAGAAGGAAGAGGAGGACGACAUUGUCUGCCUGGAUCCUUCCUUCUUCGUGGACCGCAGCUACGAGAUGACGACCUUCACCUUCGGAUCCCACGAGUUGCGCCUCCUCUGCCUCCGCGCCGCUUCCACGCCACUGACAGGCAAUUUAAUGAUUGAUGCAGCUGAUUUUGAUCUUACUGGACAGUUAGUGUGGCCAGGGGCAGUCCUUAUGAACAACUACCUAUCUCAACACCCUGAAAUUGUGAAGGGAUGUUCAGUAGUUGAGCUAGGAUCUGGGAUUGGCAUUACUGGCAUAUUGUGUAGCCGUUUCUGCAAGGAGGUUGUCUUGACUGAUCACAAUGAUGAAGUUCUGGAGAUUAUAAAGAAAAAUAUAGAGUUGCAGUCAUGUUCUGAGAAUGCACAUGCAGUGUUGACAGCCGAGAAACUAGAGUGGGGAAACUCAGAUCAUUUAAGCGGUAUUAUUGAAAAACAUCCUGGUGGAUUUGAUCUUGUUCUUGGAGCUGAUAUUUGCUUCCAGCAAUCUAGCAUUUCCUGCCUCUUUGAUACUGUAGAGAGGAUUGUUCGUAUUCAAGCUGGUAAAUGCAGAUUCAUAUUGGCUUAUGUAUCCCGAACUAAAGUCAUGGAUGCACUAGUACUCAAGGAAGCUGAAAAGCAUGGAAUGCGUGUUGAAGAAGUGAACGGAACAAGAACAACCAUCUCGAAUCUUGAAGGAGUCAUAUUUGACAUUACCCUGAAAUGACAGUCCGUCCUUCGACUCUCCUUUGUCGAAGUGCUUGAGUGGUUAUUCGUCAUGAAGUCCUGUGUAACUUCCUUUUAGCGGGAAAAUCGAAGUUCCGCAUCAUGAUGAGCUGGAGUUGUGUCAGUUGUAUCUCUGUAGAGGAGGAGGCACCACAGUAAGAACAUUAGCCGAUGAUGGUCUUUGAUUCAUGCGCCCAUUUGGUGUGGCUUUCUACUGUUCAACUGCUCCAUCCUUUAAGCUAAUAUAUAAGAUGUAAGAUGCGUGCUACAACUUUCUCGGACUAUCUAUCUAUCUAUCGGUGAGAUGACCAGACUGUGAAAGUUCCUGUGACAAGGAGUUGCUGAAAGCAGUGCCAUCAUGUAUGGGUUGCAGAUGCUUGGUCUGAACUCUGUAAAAGGCUCUGGAUUACCAUGAGUUUUUCGUGCUUGGUGCAGUAGCAUGUAAGUAAGCACCAACUGAACAGAAGAAACCUUCAGCACCCCCUUC